Molecule: messenger RNA, 1550 nt
Organism: Gordionus sp. m RMFG-2023
Lineage: Eukaryota; Metazoa; Nematomorpha; Gordioida; Chordodea; Parachordodidae
Product: eukaryotic translation initiation factor 2 subunit 3-like
Exons: 12
Coding region: 52-1431 (459 amino acids)
Biological process (GO): formation of translation preinitiation complex
Cellular component (GO): eukaryotic translation initiation factor 2 complex; cytosol
Molecular function (GO): translation initiation factor activity; tRNA binding; GTP binding
Source: RefSeq, a predicted model, not a curated record
AUUUUUGCAACGAUAAUCUUGUCUGUAAAAUUAAAAUUUUUUAAAUCCCACAUGAGUUUUUCAAAGCAAAAUUUAUCCCAAUUGGAUGUUUCUAAAUUAUCACCCCUUACGCCUGAAGUUAUUAGCAAACAAGCAACCAUAAAUAUUGGUACUAUUGGACAUGUAGCACAUGGAAAAUCAACCGUUGUUAAAGCUCUAUCUGGUGUACAGACUGUUAGAUUUAAAAAUGAAUUGGAAAGAAACAUUACUAUCAAACUAGGAUAUGCAAAUGCUAAGAUAUUUAAAUGUGACAAUCCAUCCUGCCCCAGACCUUCAUCUUAUUGUUGUUUUGGAAGCAAUAAAGAAGAUUCCUUUAAUUGCACACGCCUAAACUGUGAAGGCAAAUUUAGGUUAGUAAGACAUGUAUCUUUUGUAGACUGUCCAGGUCAUGACAUCCUGAUGGCGACUAUGUUAAAUGGUGCGGCUGUUAUGGAUGCUGCUCUUCUACUUAUAGCUGGUAACGAAUCUUGCCCCCAACCACAAACCUCAGAACAUUUAGCUGCCAUAGAAAUAAUGCAACUCAAACACAUCAUAAUCCUGCAAAACAAAAUUGAUUUGGUCAAAGAGAGUCAAGCCCAAGAACAGUAUCAACAAAUUAUCAAAUUUAUACAAGGUACAGUAGCUGAAAAUGCCCCAGUCAUACCCAUAUCAGCUCAACUCAAAUAUAACAUCGAAGUUAUCUGUGAAUUCAUAGUCAAAAAAAUACCCAUACCCUUACGUGAUUUUACUUCGGACCCCAAAUUGAUCAUAAUAAGAUCAUUUGACGUAAACAAGCCUGGUGCAGAGGUUGACGAAUUGAAAGGAGGCGUGGCUGGUGGAAGUAUACUCAAAGGAGUUUUAAAGGUAGGACAAGAGAUAGAAAUAAGACCGGGCAUCGUUUCAAAGGAUAUAGAAGGUCGACUGACAUGCAAGCCCAUUCAUUCUAGAAUAGUCUCUCUGUUUGCUGAAAAAAAUGACCUUCAAUAUGCCGUUCCAGGGGGGUUGAUAGGUAUAGGCACACUGAUAGACCCAACCCUAUGUCGGGCUGACCGAAUGGUAGGCCAAGUACUCGGUGGUGUCGGGGCUUUGCCCAAUAUCUACACUGAACUAGAGAUAUCUUGCUUCCUCCUCAAACGUUUGCUGGGCGUAAGAACGGAAGGGGAUAAAAAAGCUGCUAAAGUUCAAAAACUAAACAAAGGUGAGAUUCUGAUGGUGAAUAUCGGUUCGUUAUCUACCGGAGGUAAAGUGAACGGAAUUAAAGUCGAUCUCGCAAGAAUUGGUCUCACUCAUCCAGUUUGCACGGAGAUAGGCGAAAAGAUAGCCCUAAGUCGCAGAAUAGAUAAACAUUGGAGAUUAAUAGGAUGGGCAGAAAUCCGUAGAGGCGUUGUGAUUCAACCAUUGCCUUCUGACUGAACUAAUAUUUAUAUACAUUUAUUAUAAAGAUUUUCAAAAAAAAAUUUGUUUUCGGUUUUUACAUAUUACAAUGAUGGACGAAAAAGCUAUUUAAUAUAAAUAAACCAUAAAUUAUGUGC